Paramuricea clavata is the source of this 908-nucleotide messenger RNA. NCBI's taxonomy places the organism in Eukaryota, Metazoa, Cnidaria, Anthozoa, Malacalcyonacea, Plexauridae. The record is from the annotation of a GenBank genome assembly.
AUGUGGAGUCCCUCAAGAUCAUGUUUGGGUCCUCCAUUAUUUGUACUAUAUGUUAGUAAACCGUUUAGCAUUGUGGAAAAACACCUACCUGAUGCUCAUGUAUUUGCUGACGACUCACAGCUCUGUAUCUUUAAACCAGAUUCGACCUGUGAUCAACUUGCUUCAUUGAAGGGUUUUGCUGCGUCCUCCAUUUCUUUAACGACGAAAGAAAGAAGCAGUUUCGAAUCAUCUACAAAGGAUUCCAAGGAGCUCGAACUAGGUGUACAUGGAAGGUCAUUUAUAUAUAUAUAUAUACUAGAGGUGUGCAAAUCCGAUCCGAAACCGAUCCGAAUCCGAUCCGUUCGGAUUUCGGAACCAAAAUAUUCAUUUCGGAUCGGAUUGAUGAAGUUGUUUCGUAGUCGGAUCGGAUCGGACUUCGAUAUCCGAAAUAAAAUGAAUUAAUUAUCCACGUAUUAUCGCGAGAAUUAAUUAUCCACGCAUUAUCGCAAGAAUUAAUUAUCCAUGCAUUUAUCAAAGCAUUAUCGCGGUUGUCGCUGCAUUAUUCGUUUGAUACUUCAAUUGGACGUCACUUUGUCAGCUUCUUGACAUGUAUUUCUUGCUUUUAUAUUUAUUUGGUUAAAUAUUUCAACUUGAAUCAGAAAUUUAUUUUAUUAAAGAAUUCAAAACUCGGAUCGGAUUCGGAUUAGACAAUUUCGGAUCGGAUUUUAAACAUUAGGCAAUUGUCGGAUUAUAAACGUCCAAUCCGAUCCGAUGCACACCUCUAAUAUAUACUAAAAAGGAUUGGACCAAGAAUGGAUCAUUGUGGUACUCCGUGUGUGAUAGUCCGAGAUUCUGAUCUUUGGGAUGCUAAGCGCACAAACUGGCGACGAUCCGAGAGAUUCGAGGGACGUUUUGGAGAUUCCAAGUGA